This is a messenger RNA of Paramecium primaurelia, 453 nucleotides long. NCBI's taxonomy places the organism in Eukaryota, Ciliophora, Oligohymenophorea, Peniculida, Parameciidae. The record is from the annotation of a GenBank genome assembly.
AUGAAUUUAUGUGAUAAUUCAGGAUGGGAUAUUGAAGAAUAAUGCUAUUUAGAUACAUUAUUUACAGGUUAUUUACCUAAAUUAGAAAAAAGAAUAUCAGAAAAUAGUAGUCAUAGAAUAAGAACUUUAUCAUAACCAAAAUAAUUUAAUCACUCCAUUAACUCUCUUCAUCAUCAUAGACCUACAUAAAGUUAAGCAUUUUAAAUGAGUUCUUAUAGUGCCAAUUUUUACACUCCUUCUACUACUAAAACUAGAAUUAGUUUCAAAUUCACUCCUACAUUAACAUUAGAUGAAUAAUCAAAAUAAAAAAAUAUUUCAUAAUCUCCAAUUAAAAAGAAACCAAAAUAUACUAUUAUAAAUAUGAGUUAAUUACUCUCAGUGACCCCUAAAGUUAAAAUACAUUAAGAUUCAUUGAAUAAAGUGCUUGAGAGAUUUUCCAAUAAAAAAAGAUGA